Molecule: messenger RNA, 3077 nt
Organism: Patiria miniata (bat star)
Lineage: Eukaryota; Metazoa; Echinodermata; Asteroidea; Valvatida; Asterinidae
Product: organic cation transporter protein-like
Exons: 10
Coding region: 61-1860 (599 amino acids)
Biological process (GO): transmembrane transport
Cellular component (GO): membrane
Molecular function (GO): transmembrane transporter activity
Source: RefSeq, a predicted model, not a curated record
CAGAAACUUCAUACAACUGUUGAGACUUCAGUCGGAAACUUUGUUGUCCACUAAAACACGAUGAAAGUGGAUGACAUCAUUCCGCUUCUCGGUAAUUUUGGCUUCUACCAGUUCGUCCUGAUAUGCUACCUGGGUCUAAACAAUAUCGUUGGUUGCUUCACAUCUCUGGGUAAUGUGUUCUACGCGGCGGAGACCGACCAUUGGUGCAACGUUUUGCCGAAUGAGAAUUGUUCCAACUGGGCGGAGUUUCAAGACAACUGCACUGACGUGAAGAAGUCCAUCUUCCUGCCUCCUCCUGAAAAUGGUUCCGACAGCGAGUAUCCUUACUCCAAUUGUAAGCAGUGGCAGCUACCAGAUGGGUACGUAUUUGAUCCGUACGUACCGCUCAGUGACUACGACGGUUUCACCUACGUGGAUGUGCUCUGCAAAAAUGGAUGGGAGUUCGACACGUCACAGUACAAGACCACCACCAUUUCAGAGUUUGGUCUGGUGUGUGACCAAGGAAGCCUGCCUAGUCUGGCGCAGACCAUUUACUUUUCCGGGUUGUUAGUGGGCUCCUUCGUUGGCGGCUCCUUCUCUGACUGGAUUGGUCGUAAGAAGGUCAUAAUCAUUGGACAGUGUUUAUGGGUGGCCGGCGUGCUCGCUACCACAUUUUCAGUUAACAUCUACAUGUACAUGGCUGUCCGAUUCAUUUCUGGUUUCGGUAACAUAGCAAGCUACGUCGGCCUGUACGUUUUGGUUCUUGAAGUCAUAGGCAAGUCAUGGCGUACAGCCGUGACAAUGUUCGUUGGCAUGCUGUACGCAGUGGGGUACUUCUUCAUUGCGACUGCAGGCAUGUACGUCAGGCAGUGGCGCCCUUUGUCGCUGUAUCUCAACGUGACGUCAGUGGUCAUGUUCAUCCCGCUGAUUUUCCUACAAGAGUCAAUUAGAUGGUUGGUGUCUAAGGGCAAGGUUGAUGAAGCUGAAUCAGUCAUCAGGAGAAUUGCAAAGUACAACAAGAAGACUUUGCCUGAUGUCUUAUUCGAUAAAGAGGAUAUCAUGAAAGAAAUGGAAACGAAGGAGUCGACAAUCCCUCCAUCUGUCAUUAACCUGUAUAAAACACCUAACAUGGCGGUCAAGACACUCAACAUGCAGUGGAACUGGUUUGUUAAUAGUCUGGUUUACUUCGGCCUAUCGCAGAGCACCAACGAUCUAGGAGUCGACGACUACUGGGCUUUCUUCGUGUCGGGAGCCGUGGAAAUCCCGGCCCUGCUGUACGCCACUUUUGGAGUGGAGUGGUUCGGCCGGAAACUGAACACCGGGAUAUUGGAAUUGAUUGGCGGCGCAGCGUGUUUAGCCACUAUCUUCAUCCCCGCUGGUAUCUGGCGGACCGUGGUCGCCAUGGUCGGCAAGUUCUGCAUCUCUGCCACAUUCAGCAUCGUAUAUGUCUACUCUACCGAGCUGUUCCCAACACCAAUCAGAGGUGUUGGAUUGGGACUGUGUUCCUUUGCGGCUCGAGCCGGCGGGAUGCUCUCUCCCAUUAUCCUGCUGCUUGGAGACACCACCAUUGAGGCACUCCCCUUAAUACUAUUCGGUGCAAGUGCGCUUGUGGCCGGCGUUCUGGUAUUCUUCUUGCCGGAAACACGCGGCCAGAAGUUACCUCAGACGUUGAAGGAAGGGGAAGAAAUUGGAAAAUGUCGAUGCAUGGGUGGCGGGAACAUCUAUGACGAGUCUGACGUGGAACUUGAUGACGGGGACACAGCCACAGAGGGCGUCUUUGCGAUAUCCAACGCCGCCUUCGAUCAAAAGGACGAGAAGAAGGAAUAUCGCGACUUCUCGCAGCAAUUCACCAAAGACCUUCGAGACAGUUCGCAUAUGUAGAACAGAAGAUGUACACGAGACACGCUUGUUAUUUUCCUCUGCCAAUGUGCUAUCCUGGCCAAAAAAACGUAGCAUAUAAUGCAUCAUUUUGUUGGACGUUUUCAACAAGACAAAACAAAUAUAAAUUAACCAUAUGACUCAACAUUUAGUCACAAACACUGUGACGUAAUGUUGUACUAAUUGAUGAAUAUAUGUUCACACAAUUACUGGUUUAGCCUAUAUCCGAUUGAGUCAGAGCGCAUUGUCUUCAAAUUUCGAAGGAGUGCCGAAAGUCGGCACUUGUGUCAAGAAAAUUCGAACUUUGCAUUAUAGCCAAAAGCGAGGCUUUACGGACGACGGUUGCCCACUUCGCAAACGAUGUUAUCAGCUCAUGAACACAGACAGUCAUACAUAUACACAAACAUAUGUAUAUCAUCCUGAAUUGAGCAACUGGCUAAUACACAUGCAUUUUGUGCUAUAUAAAACAGUGAUACAAAAAUCAAUAUGUAUAACGUUUAUAUAACCAAGUUCACAAGUGGUUUAUGGCUGUUCAUGGGCGGUCCUAAUUAAAUUGGUAUUGAUCUUAUCACAUUAUACUGAAGGCUAUUAAUGCUUUGAUUUUUACUUAAUUUGAUUCUUUACAAAAUGGGAAUUUAUAAUUUUGCACUCCAUACCUUUUAGACACACGGCUGCUUAAAUAUAGGUGAAGAAUAUAUUUCCAUAACGUGACAUAUCCAUUUGAAAAAGGUGGACAACUUGCACAGUUAUGGAACCUAAAAGAAUGAAACAGUAUAUUACCUGUUUUUAAACUUUAUUCUUUAGCUUUGCGUUUUCAUUGAUUGCAAAUGUAUACAUGUACAUUUUGUAGAUACUGGGGCCUUAUAGUCUAUUUCGAUUGUAUGCCCAACAGUAUUGGUCACAUGUAUUGUUUAAGUAAAAUACAUUUUGACUAUUCAAUCCAAGGAAACAAUGCAAAGCUUUGCCUGUUUCAGGAUUUAGGAUAUUGCCACAUAUAUACAAUCUAUCACUGUAAUCUCUCAGACCUAAGAGUAUUCUUUUUUUCAGCAUUGGCUGUAGUUAACAACAUCCAUUGUUUAUUUUUCUGUUAGAAAAAAAAUUGAUCUUAGUUUUAUACAUGAUGGCUUUGUCAUUUGAUGUUGUCACAAAAUAUCGCAAGUGAACAAUUUCGAAUAUACUUUUUGGUUAGACAAAACUCCAAUUCGUCAAUUUCGAAACGC